Messenger RNA from Prosopis cineraria, 628 nucleotides. RefSeq lists its product as uncharacterized. Bases 1 to 390 code for a protein of 129 amino acids. The record is from RefSeq and is a predicted model, not a curated record. The transcript has 3 exons. NCBI's taxonomy places the organism in Eukaryota, Viridiplantae, Streptophyta, Magnoliopsida, Fabales, Fabaceae.
AUGGAGUUUCUCAAUAUUAUCCUCAUCAGGCCCAAUACGACAAGAUCUGUAUACGACGUCAGUUACAGAACGGACGUCGUUCCCAAGGUUCUAAUGCUUGUGGUUGUGGCUCGCUUGAUGAAGCUCGGCUCCAAUGGGCGGAGGAGCCGAGGAGCAUCCUGCAACGUAGAGAUAGGAAUGAGAAUGAGAUUCCCUUACUCCAAUAUUUGGCUGGAAGAAUUUAAGCUCAUCACUCAUGAAUGGGAAUUGCUUGUCAAGUCGACGGAAUCUGCUUCUUUCUUGGAAAUGAUUUUUCAUUUACUUCCUCCAUCUCUAUAUGUAUUGAUCAAAGUCACGAGGCCAAAUUAUAUCAGAGGCAAUAAUACAAGUUUUUGCAGUCCAAUUCGAUGAUUGAAUGGUGGGGGACAAGACAAGCACCUAACCUUCCCUCCUUCCUUAUUCGUCACUUGGCCAAGUUUGUGAGUUACAAAUGUCUCUCUCUCUGGAACCCUGGUCUGGUCAUAUCUUAUGUUUUUUGUGUGUGGGUGUCUGUUUAAACUGAGGAUUCACAGAAGUACAUAUUACCUGACUAGAUGUUUUCCUAUUUAAAAAAAAAAAAAUCAAAUAUUUGAAGAGUAUUUUUGUUAUA